AUGUCUCUCCCCUCCCACUUCACGCUCAACACCGGCGCCAAGAUCCCCGCCGUGGGCUUCGGCACCUGGCAGGCCAAGCCGCUGGAGGUCGAGAACGCGGUCGAAGAGGCCCUGAAGCAAGGCUACCGACACAUUGACUGCGCAGCCAUCUACCGCAAUGAGGCCGAGGUGGGCAAUGGAAUCCGCAAGUCGGGGGUGCCGCGCGAGGAAAUCUUCAUCACCGGCAAGCUGUGGAACACGAAGCACUCACCGGAGGACGUGGAGCCGGCGCUGGACAAGACGCUGAAGGACCUGGGGGUGGACUAUCUAGAUCUGUACCUGAUGCACUGGCCGUGCGCCUUCCAACCGGGCGACAAAUGGUUCCCGCUCGACUCGGCGGGCGUCUUCGCCCUCGCGCCCACCGACCCCGUAACGACCUACAAAGCCAUGGAAAAGCUGCUGCACACAGGCAAAGUCCGCGCAAUCGGCGUCUCAAACUUCACCACCGACCGCCUCGCGCACCUCCUCACCCACGUCGACGUCGUCCCCGCCGCCAACCAAAUCGAAGCCCACCCCUACCUCCAACAACCCGAACUCCUUUCCUUCUGCCAGAGCAAGAACAUCAUCGUCGAAGCCUACUCUCCGCUCGGCAACAACCAGACCGGCGAGCCCCGCACCGUCGACGACCCCGCCGUGCAUGAGGUCGCGCGCUCCCUCGAUAUAGAUCCCGGUGCCUUGCUCGCGAGCUGGGGCGUGCAGCGUGGUACUGUCGUGUUGUCGAAGAGUGUCACGCCUUCGAGGAUUAAAGCCAACUUGGGGGUUAGGGAGCUCCCUGAGGAGGCGUUUGGGCGGUUGAAUGCGUUGGAACGCGGCAAGAGGUUUAAUUUCCCGGCGAGGUGGGGGUACGAUAUCUUUGGGGAAGUCGGGGAGGAGGCUGUGCGGAGGGCGGCGGUUGAUGCUGCGGAGGAGAAUAAGGUUAAGUUUACGGUUUAG
Messenger RNA from Aspergillus homomorphus CBS 101889, 972 nucleotides. RefSeq names its product alcohol dehydrogenase. Lineage: Eukaryota; Fungi; Ascomycota; Eurotiomycetes; Eurotiales; Aspergillaceae. The record is from RefSeq and is a predicted model, not a curated record. Gene Ontology annotation, cellular component: cytosol. Gene Ontology annotation, molecular function: aldose reductase (NADPH) activity. The transcript has 2 exons. Bases 1 to 972 code for a protein of 323 amino acids.